This is a messenger RNA of Cyclopterus lumpus (lumpfish), 6785 nucleotides long. It is a transcript of the gene plxnb2a, whose product is annotated as plexin b2a. Gene Ontology annotation, biological process: regulation of GTPase activity; negative regulation of cell adhesion; semaphorin-plexin signaling pathway involved in axon guidance. Gene Ontology annotation, molecular function: protein binding; semaphorin receptor activity. Lineage: Eukaryota; Metazoa; Chordata; Actinopteri; Perciformes; Cyclopteridae. Bases 444 to 6059 code for a protein of 1871 amino acids. Gene Ontology annotation, cellular component: semaphorin receptor complex. The transcript has 43 exons. The record is from RefSeq and is a predicted model, not a curated record.
UUUUUUUUAAACUGGAUGUGUGUGCGCGCGUGCGCGUGUUUGUUAAUGAUUGCCACCUGAGACCGGGGCAGGUAGUGAACCGGGCUUCCUGGGUCGUGAGGACGCACGAAGGUAGCGAGCUCGUCUCCUCGGUCCUUUUUUUUUUUUUUUGUGGGGAAUAUUGUUGGACUACAAAACUUCAGAGAGCUGCGCGCGGCUCCUCGCGCACGGACCCCCGUGGAUGUACAUUUGGGAACUUUUUUUCUGACACGCAUUUCUAACUUUUUGAUACAUUUUGGGGGAAAUACCGACGGAACAAAACACGGCUGUUCCAGCGCGAGGUGAACACCAGCCACGUGACCGGAGGAGAGGAAAGGUGGUUCAUGUCCACGGGCCUCAAGACUUAACAGGGCAGUGAGCUGGUUGAUGUCAUUGAGAUCAACUCUGAACGCUGAGCAGACACGAUGGAGCGGUGGUGGGCGUGGCAGUUUGCCCUCGUCGCCCUGGCAACCAUUUGCACCGCCCCCUCCGACGGUAAAAACGAGGAGUUCCCCUCCAACACGCUGAUCAACAACGUGGUGACCGACCCCCGCUCGGGCCGGCUGUACGUCGGCGCCGUCAACUACCUCUACCAGCUGAGCCCGGACCUGGAGGUGGAGGCCCGCAUCGAGACGGGUCCCAAGAGGGACAACCGGGCGUGCACGCCGCCCGUCACGGACGCCUGCGAGGAAGCCGCCGACACCGACAACCACAACAAGCUGCUGCUGCUGGUGCCGGUGCCGGACGCCCAGGACGUGCUGGUGGUCUGCGGUAGCGUCUUCCGGGGCAUCUGCUCGCUGAGGAACCUGAGCAGCGUGGACAAGCUGAUGUACUUCAGCGACACCAAAGGGGAGAAGUCGUACGUGGCGAGCGCCGAGGAGAGCGUCUCCGUGGUGGGCGUGACCUCCUACUUCACCAAGGACAAAGACAACUUCACUGUCUUCCUGGUCGGCAAAGGCUACGGCAGCCACGACAGCACCAAGCUCAUCUCCACCCGCAUCCUGGAGGACUACGGCGACUGGGUGGUGUUCGACAGCAUCAUCGAGGCCUCGGCGGUGCAAGCCAACCCCUUCGUCCUGCGCUACCUCCACAACUUCCGCUUCGCCUUCAAGGACGGCGGCUUCGUGUACUUCCUGUUCUCGCGGACGCUCGGGGUCCAGGACAACAAGAACUUCACCUUCGUGUCCCGGAUGUGCGAGGACGACCAGGGCUAUUACUCCUACACCGAGCUGCAGCUCAACUGCAGCGCCGUUAACAACAAGUACAACAAGGCUCAGGCUGCCUAUGUAGCGACACCAGGGGAGGUUUUGGCUCAGACGAUGACCGAAUCGGGCCAGCACGGACCAGUUUCAGCCUCGGACAAGGUGCUGUUUGUCACCUUCACUUCUGAUGAAGACCCAUCCACUUCAGCCAUGUGCAUGUACCCUCUUCGCUCUAUCAACAAGAGGCUGGUGGAGAUAAUCUCAGCGUGUUACAGCUACAACGGCAUCAUCAACGAGAGGCCGGCCGUCUACUCGCCUUACUCCUCUAAGUCUGAGGAGCUGUGCAGCAGCAUUAAGAAUAAUAACAUGGCCCUCAAUUUAAAGUGCGGAGCAGAGUACCUGCCCUCCCCAUUGGCCAGCAAGGCCGAGUUCGCCCUAACGUCUGAGCCCUCAUUGGUCCGUAACGCUCACAUGACCGCCGUGGCCGUGGCCGUGGAGAUGGGGCACGCCGUGGCGUUCGUGGGCACCGCGGCCGGAGAGGUGUUGAAGGUGCACCUGUCGGUCCACUCUGAGGUGUACGGCCGAGUGCAGGCCGACGUCACGGGGGACAAGGUCAACAAGAACCUGCUGUUCGAUUCCCAACUCCAACACCUGUACAUCACCACGGAGAAAAAGAUCACCAAGGUUCCGGUGCAGGCCUGCCACCUGAAGACGGACUGCCAGUCCUGCGUCUCCAUGAAGGAUCCGUACUGUGGCUGGUGUGUCCUGGAGGGGAAGUGUACCAGGAAGAUGGCGUGCAGCAGGUGGUGGGAGGAGAAGAUCUGGCUGUGGUCGCCCAAUCAGCAGUGUGUUCAGAUCCAGGCCUUCGACCCGCCCAACCUGAGCUGCAAGAAGACGCGGCAGGUCGACAUCCACAUCCCGGCGCUGCCGGCGCUGAGGAGCUCCGACCGGCUGGAGUGCGAGUUCGGCUCCUUCAAAAGCGAAGCCGUGAUGGUCAUCGCCGACAGUCAGGUGCGGGUCACCUGUUCGCUGCCGGACCCCGUGGAGAUCCCAGCGACCCCCGACCAGCAGGACUACGUGUCCGUCCCAGUCAUGGUUCUGGUGAACGACAGAAUCAAGGUGACGUCCGGAGAGUAUCACUUCUACAACUGUGCCGCUACGGUCAGGAAGAACCAGAACGCACCGUGCAUAGCGUGUGUGACCAGCGAGUGGGGCUGUCAGUGGAACGCUCUGGAUCACAGCUGCAGUGACAACAACGCUGCUGUUGGUGGAGAACACAUCGUUAAACCAGAACAGGCCGGCAGUUGCCCUCAGUUUGAGUCUCCGGAGCCGCUCUUGAUCCCCGUCGGCUUUCAAAUCCCCAUCAGCUUCCAGGGAAGAAACCUGGACAUCUACCCGAAACCGAGGUUUUCCAUCGGGACGGAGCUGAUGAAGGACACGGAGGUGACGGUGACACCGGAGCAGGGGUCAAAGUUCAAAUUCCCGGGCUAUGAGUUUGCCUAUGACAAGCAGCAGGAGGUGAACGUAUCCUUCCAUAUCAAAGACAGAGAAACUGAGAGGAAGAUUGACAGCACCCUGACAGUCGUGCUGUAUAACUGCUCCGUGGGCCGAGGUGACUGCAGCCUGUGUGGAGACGCUGACUCCCGGUACGAGUGUGUUUGGUGCUCCGCCUCCCGGCGCUGCGUUUACCGGCAGCUCUGCCCGGCGGCUCAUCCGGCUCAGUGCCCCGACCCGGAGAUCACAGACAUCGUCCCUCGCUUCGGCCCUCUCAACGGGCGGAUCUCCGUCACCAUCAAAGGCUCCAACAUGGGAAUCAAGAAGGACGACGUCAAGCGGAUCACGGUGGCCGGCGUGGACUGCGUCCACCAGGCGGACCGAUACUCUGUCUCCACCAGCGUCGUGUGUGAGAUCGGACCGGCGAGGCGACUUCCGCCGGUUGACUUCCCGUUCGAGCGGUUCAACAGCGGACCGGUGGAGGUGGAAGUGGAGGGAGGAAGGAAAGGGAAGUCACAGGUGGUCUUCACCUAUCGGGACCCCAAACCGCUGUUUGUCCACCCGGCGAAGGGCCCCGCCUCCGGAGGAACCGUGAUCACCAUCGACGGAGAAGACCUGGACACCGCGAGCGAGGGCGACGUGUCCGUGAGCGUCGGGGGAGUUCCCUGUGAAGUCGUGGCGUUCGGCGAGGAGAUCGCCUGUAGGACCGGGAGGUACCGCGGCCAGAAGGUGCCCUCCGACCUGUUGGCCGUGACGGUGAAAUACGGUAGAAACACCACCAAGGACGUCGCGGCCGCGUACCAGUACUCGGAAAACCCCAAGGUCACGGAUUAUUACCCCAAGGGCAGCUUCUUGAGCGGCGGCCGCAGGAUCGUAGUCAUGGGAAGCGGGUUCGAUCUGAUCCAGAGAGCCUGUAUGAAAGUCCUGCCGCUCCCCAACGAGUUUUCCCAGAACCCCUCACCUGUAGAGUUCGUGCAGGAGGCUCUGAGUAAGAACGACACCGUCCUGCAGUUCUUCUCCCCGCCGGUGAACCUCUCCGUGGACACCCAGUCGCUCCGCACCGUCCUGCAGCUGGACAACGAGAUGGAGGACCUGAAGGGCUUCGACUACCACCCGGACCCCACCUUCAACAAGCUGGACAACAACGUCAUCACGGAGACCAGCGUCAUCAUCGUGACGGGUCGAGGUUUCGCCAAAGCCAUGACGGCCAAAGAGGCCCAGGCGUUUGUCGGAGACGCCUCCUGUCAUGUGAACAUCCUGCAGGAUGAUAAGCUGAUCCUGGAGGCUCCUUCAUCGCAGCCCAGAUCCAAAUCCAAACGCCAACGCAGAGACACGGCCAACGACAUGCUGGAGCUCGUGGUGAAGUUCGGCCUCGGCGAGUGGACGGUGGAUUCCGUGUACUACGCCAGAAAAGACGACAUCCCUCUGGCUAUAAUCAUCCCCGCGGUCAUCAUACCGAUGCUGCUCUUCAUCGCCGUGUCCGUGUACUGCUACAGGAGGAAGAGUCAGCAGGCCGAACGAGAAUACGAGAAGGUGAAACACCAGCUGGAGAAUCUGGAGGAAAGCGUCCGAGAUCGCUGCAAGAAAGAGUUCACAGAUCUGAUGAUUGAAAUGGAGGACCACACCAGUGAACUGAGCGAGGCCCGGAUCCCCUUCCUGGACUACAAGACUUACACCGACCGAAACUUCUUCCUGCCCUCCAAAGACGGCGCCAACGACGCCAUGAUCACGGGCAAAAUACAAAUCCCCGAAGCCCGCAAGGCCAUCGUGGCUCAGGCGCUGAACCAGUUCUCCAACCUGCUGAACAGCAAAACCUUUCUCCUCAACUUCAUCCGCACGUUAGAGAGCCGCCCGGACUUCAACGCCCGCUCCCGCGGCUACUUCGCCUCGCUGCUGACGGUGGCGCUGCACGGGAAGCUGGAGUACUACACGGACAUCAUGAGGACGCUGCUGCUGGAGCUGAUGGACGAACACGUGCAGAACAAGAACCCCAAACUCAUGCUGCGCAGGUCGGAGACGGUGGUGGAGAGGAUGCUCUGUAACUGGAUGUCCAUCUGCAUCUAUCAGUUCCUCAGGGACACGGCAGGAGAGCCUUUAUACAAACUGUUCAAGGCCUUGAAGCACCAGGUUGAGAAAGGGCCGGUGGACGCCAUGAUGAAGAAAGCCAAAUACACACUGAACGACACGGGGCUGCUGGGGGACGACGUGGAGUACUGUGUACUGACCCUGCAGGUGUUGGUGCACGGGGAGGGUCCGGAUGUGACUCCGGUGAAGGUGUUGAACUGUGACACCAUCACCCAGGUGAAAGAGAAGAUCAUCGACCAGGUGUACAGGAAUCUGCCGUACUCCCAGAGACCAAAGGUGGAGAGUGUUGCUUUGGAGUGGCGUCCCGGCUCCACGGGUCAGAUCCUGUCCGACCUCGACCUCACGUCCCAGAAAGAGGGUCGCUGGAAGAGACUCAACACGCUGGCUCACUACAACGUUCGAGAUAACGCCACGCUGGUUCUGUCCAGAGUUCUGCACACGCAGGCUUUCCACCAGCACCAAGACAGCUACGAAGAGAAAAACGCCCUGCUGGAGGAGGACAACACAUUCCAUCUGGUGCGUCCGUUGGAUGAGAUGGAGGAAGGGAAGUCGAAGAGAGGAAGCAUGAAGGACAAAGCCAUGACCAAAGCCAUCACGGAGAUCUACCUGACGCGGCUGCUGUCCGUCAAGGGCACUUUGCAGCAGUUCGUGGACGAUUUCUUCCGCAGCGUGUUGUGUUCGAGCUCCGUCGUUCCUCCGGCCGUCAAAUACUUCUUUGACUUCUUGGACGAGCAGGCGCUGAGACACGACAACGUGGACGAGGAGACGCUGCACAUCUGGAAGACCAACAGCCUGCCUCUGCGGUUCUGGGUGAACAUCCUGAGGAACCCCCACUUCAUCUUCGACGUGCACGUGACGGAGGUGGUGGACGCGUCGCUGCACGUGAUCUCUCAGACCUUCAUGGACGCCUGCACCAAGACGGAGCACAAGCUCAGCCGGGAGUCGCCUAGCAACAAGCUGCUUUAUGCAAAAGAGAUCUCCACCUACAAGAAGAUGGUGGACGAUUACUAUAAGGGCAUCAGGCAGAUGGUUCCCGUCAGUGACCAGGACAUGAACACUCACCUCGCUGAGGUCUCCAGGCAACACACCGACAAGCUGAACACCCAGUUGGCCUUACACCAGUUGUACCAGUACGCCAGCAAGUACUACGACGUGAUCAUCCAGUCGCUGGACGAGGACCCGGCAGCCCAGAAUAAACAGCUCACCCUCCGCCUCCAACAGAUCGCCGCCGCCCUGGAGAACAAGGUCACCGACCUUUGACCUCUGAUCUCACGGAGGGGUCAGGGGGCGGAGCUAGUGGCUACUAAAACACAGAAUGUGGUUUUCCAUUUUAAGGACUCAAAGGAAGACGAGCUCGCGGACUCUACCGAAUGUUUUACCAUGUAAGGACUGAAGUGGGCGGGGCUAGUGGAGCUGCAGGAACAUGUUGACCAUAUAAGGACUGAAGGAGGGAGGAGUUACGGGACUCCAGGAGAAUUAAAGAAUGGUGAUUUUUGGACAGAUGAAGUGUUAAAAUAUGCCCAGUGGUGAAAACUGAACUGAUUUCCGCUCCAGUUGUUUGGCCGUACUUUCACUUGGCGUCCCAAAACAAAUACCAAGGAGGGAUGCCGAAUGGCGACCGUGACGUGGCUGCAGACGGGGAGCGUUGUGAAAUCGAAGGGUUAUUUUUGUGAAUGGUAACUGAAGGUGUUGGAUGCGUGUGAUCCUCGGAUCUGGACGACUCCGUGUCUGUAGAACACAAAUUAAAAUUUGAACCUAAGUGAAGUAAUGAGAUAUUACCAAAUACUUUUAUUUUUUUGCUCCUCAGCCCUUUUUUUUUUGGACGCUUUGAUUGGCGGUACAGCUGCUCCCGGACUACGUGUGACCACUUUUUACUCAACGCCUCUGAACUGUGGACGUGAGCUGACCUGAGUUCAGUUUUUCUCGUCUGCGCAUUAAAACGGCCACGAGGAGAAUCUGAUCUCUUGUCAGCAAAAAAAAAAAAAA